UUAUGACUGAAUUUGAUGUUAUCCUUGUACCAACAAAAGAAGCGUUUCACUUGCUUAAUUUCCCUAUCACUCAGAUGAAUGAGUUUGAAUCUGUAUAUUAGAUUGAUAAAAUAAAUUAUAAACCAAUUUCAACACACAUCGAAUUACUUUAUAAAAGUAAGACUAAGGAUGAUCAAAGAUUGGAAGAAAUAGUCAAAUUUAAUUCAUAAAUUAUUAAUAAUCGUACAUUUUACGCUUUGACCAAAUUAGAUGAAGCUAAUAAGAAAAUAUAUCUUUAUGCAAUAACAAAUUUUGAAAAUAUGCGUGUUCAAACAAUGAAAGAUGUUGAAGUCGUGAAUUAACCAUAAUAAUAACAAUUAUAGCAAUAAUAAUAAUAGCAAAUUCUAUAAAAGAAAUAUUAUAAGCAUUAUCAAGAAAUUAUCUCCUAAGAGACUACGAUAGAAUUGAAAUAAUAAAAUUUGAAUUUGAAAAUUCCAAAAAAUAUAGAAUCUACGAGAUAAAUGUCUUCUGAUGAGUAUAUGAAAUAUAUUUUCGAUAAUUGA
Paramecium sonneborni is the source of this 542-nucleotide messenger RNA. NCBI's taxonomy places the organism in Eukaryota, Ciliophora, Oligohymenophorea, Peniculida, Parameciidae. The record is from the annotation of a GenBank genome assembly.